This is a messenger RNA of Wyeomyia smithii (pitcher-plant mosquito), 5781 nucleotides long. RefSeq lists its product as uncharacterized. NCBI's taxonomy places the organism in Eukaryota, Metazoa, Arthropoda, Insecta, Diptera, Culicidae. Gene Ontology annotation, molecular function: nucleic acid binding. The transcript is spliced from 2 exons. The record is from RefSeq and is a predicted model, not a curated record. The coding region runs from base 3260 to 4690 and encodes 476 amino acids. Gene Ontology annotation, biological process: DNA integration.
GAAAAUAAGAUAGUGAAGUCUACCGCUGAAUUUUUCUAACUAAUAAAUAUUGCAAUUUUUUUUUUCACUUGUACUUGUGUCGACGGAAAGCAUGAGUUAGUUUCCGCUUGCAAAUAUUCGAUCUGAACAGUGUAACCAGAAAACUUAUAUUUGUUUUUAAAAUACAGUCAAAUUUCGCUCGUUGGGCUAUGUUUAGUUGGGCUACGUUUUAGUUGGGCUCCCGCUCGUUGGGUUAUAGCCCAACUAAAUCGAAGCCAAACAUCAUUUCUGAUAACGUUGAAUUUCGUUUGAGGGGUUUGUGGGUGCAUUUAAACGCAGAAAGUAGAAUUUAUUGAAAUAAAAGCAAAUGAAGCUGAGUAUAAAUGUAAACAAACAAUAUUUUAAUCAAUUGUCAGAGAAACAAUAUAAGUUUUGUGCCUUAAUAAUGCAACGUAGAGCUAUGCCUAUUUUUGAAAGUAUUUGAGAACACGUUAUUAUUGAGCACUUCUUUUUGGCUUUAAAUGUGUGGCUUAAGUAAAACAAAUUUCGAAUUUGGCCCUAUGCUGCGUUUGGCUCAGAUUUUGACAGUUCGUUUGGCUCACAACAUUCUCUCUAUCUAUUUCUCCAUCUAAAGCCUGUAGUACACUCUUUGUCUAAUGGUCAAAUUUUUGACCUUCUGACAUAAUGGCCAAAUUUAUUUGACAUCAUGGUUGUUGUUUGCCCGUGUUUGCCUCAUGUUGAAAUUGGAGAGUGACAAAUGAUUAUCUUCGACCAAAUUUUUAUCUGUCAAAAAGUGCCAAAUAUUUGACGCUUGGUCAAAGAGUGUAAUACAGGCUUAAGUUUUGCUAGUGCAAAUUCGCGUUGACGGUGUUGCUGAUAUUUGUUUGGUUUUUGCAUGCGAAAAAGAAGGAAGGAAAUAUUUUUGCUUUUGUCAUCACGCACAUUUUGACAAUUGCAUAUGAGAGUUCACGUAGGUGCGAACAGCCUUCAAAAUCUCUUUCAACGCGAAUAACCCGAAUAGACUUGUGCGAUACUUAUACUGACAGUGGCAGCUUUUCAGUGGUUCCAGCUCGUAUCAACUAGCUGGCAUCUCCAUCCGAUUUGCUUUGCUUUAUCGCAGCCAACAUCACAGUGGUUCUACGAUGUGUGGGCUCCACUGACGCUGACAGACAGCAUAACAUAGCGUAUCAAAAGUGGCGGUGAUCUCGUGUACACAUUGAGAUGUCAGCCCUUGUAACAUGUCAGCUAGCUGGUCCGUAUGCAUAAAAUAAUAUCGAUACAAAUAUCGCGGUUUUCAGUAUCGAUACGGUCGAGUAUCGGACGCUUGUGUAUCGAUCCAAAAAAUCGAAAUAUCGUCUCAAAAAUAUCGAUAUUUCCGAUACCGAUACAAUAUCGCCCAUUGCUAGUGCGCAUACCGAACAGUGUCGUACGAGGCGGUUUGCGUCCUGGCUGGCAUGAUGCCCAUCAGCAUCAUCGUCAAAGAGGAUGUAGAGUGCUUCGACCAACGCGACACGAGGGGUAUUCGCAACACCAUACGGUCAUCCUCAAUGGCCAGGUGGCAGCGGGAGUGGUCCAACACUACAAAAGGUAGAUGGACACACCGACUCAUUCCAGAGUUAGCAGGCUGGAUUAAUAGGCGCCAUGGGGAAGUAACCUUCCAUCUGACACAGAUCCUGUCAGGCCAUGGCUGCUUUAGGCAGUACCUGCAUAGGUUCGGGUACGCCGAGUCCCCUAUGUGCCCCGCUUGUACGGGUGCGGAAGAAAGCGCAGAGCAUGUGUUCUUCACAUGUCCGCGCUUCGAGCGGGUACGGUACGAAAUGCUGGCAAUAAGUGGGAUGAACACCACGCCAGAGAAUAUAGUGCGUAGGAUGUGCGAAAAUAGGGAAAUCUGGGAUGCGGUCAUCACGGCAGCAUCACAGAUCGUUAGUAUUUUGCAGGGCACCAAUCGACGGGAAACCAUCGACGUGCCCCAGUUAGUUAACGGUGACCUAACUGGCCUGUAUAGGCUGCUCUGCUACCCAUAGAGGUAAGUGCGAAAAGCACGACGGGCCCUCUCCCUGAAGUAAUGCCUAACGGCGGUCCCGGAGAGACCAAGGGCUUUAGCUGUCCAGCUUAGGUUGCUCAGCAUGGGUAAAAGCAAAGGGUAAAUCAUCCGCUACCCGUUUUCGACGAUUUGGUAUCACGAUUUCGCAAUGCCCAAUACUUCACAUCACUCGAUAUCCAACAAGCAUUUCAUCAGGUGGAACUUUCAGAAGACUGUCGUGACGUCACCACUUUUAUUACCAAUUGGGGACUAUUCCGAUACAAACGGCUUCUUUUCGGCAUCAAUUGUGCGCCGGAGCUCUUCCAAAACCUUAUGGAGAGCAUUCUGGGAGGGUGCAACAACACCGUCGUAUUUAUCGAUGACUUCAUGAUAUUCGGCGAGACUAUGGAAGAACAUGACUCAGGUGGGCCGUUAAACAGACGCUAGAUGUUUUGAGCCAAUACGGAAUACUACUGAAUGACCACAAAUGCAGAUUCAAGCAGAGCGAAGUUACAUUUCUCGGACACAAACUGUCAGCCAAUAGGGUAUCACCGAGCGAGGAAAAAGUCAAGUCGAUUUUGUCUUGUAGAGCUCCGCGUACGAAAGAGGAGCUUCGAAGUUUUCUGGGUUUAGUAACGUAUGUUUCAAGGUUCAUCCCAAAUUUAACAACCGUUAACUAUCCUCUGAGACAGCUAUUGAAGCAGGAAUCUAAUUUUGAGUGGAAUAUACAGCACCAAUCAUCUUUCGAUGAGGUCAAGGCACUUAUUGGGUUAGCAGGCAGUUUAGGAUUCUAUGAUCCAAACGAUCGUACCCUAGUAGUAACAGACGCCUCAGGGGUUGGGUUGGGAGCCGUUUUGAUACAGUUCAAAAGCUCAACCUCGAGUCAUAAGUUAUGCUUCUAAAAGCCUGUCAGAAAUAGGAAAAACGUAUCCGCCAAUCGAAAAAGAAGCUCUAGGUAUUGUUUGGGCUGUUGAAAGAUUUAGGCACUAUCUUCUGGGAAUAACAUUUGAGCUUGAAACGGACCAUCGACCCCUUAAAACAUUGUUCUCGGUAACAUCACGACCAACAGCUCGAACCGAAAGAUGGUUGCUGAGAAUUCAAUCGUUUCGAUUCAGAGUCGUUUAUCGAAAAGGGUCUGCGAAUUUGGCUGAUUGCUUAUCUAGACUUGCGGCUCAUGUAGAAGACCCACACUGGGGUGAGGAAACGGAUAUAUUUAUUAGACGUGUGCUGGUUGAAUCAUUGUCACUGCUAUCGGUUAUGGAAAAUAAUGAAGAUUUCGAUUCGGAUACCGAAGAAGUUAUUAGAGCCGUACAAGAAUCAACUGCAAUAGAUAUUGGAGAAGUUGUCGCAGCUACAUCAGCAGAUCGGGAGCUAGAGAAACUGAUCGAGUGCAUCGAGACCGAUAACUGGGAUCAGCAUGAUCUGAAGCAGUACAAGCCAUUUCGGAUGGAGUUUUCGUAUAUGAACAAGCUAGUUAUGCGUGGUACAAAGCUGGUAAUUCCGACAUCAUUACGGCCUAGGAUGUGCGAGUUGGCACAUGAGGGACAUCCAGGGCAGUCGAUGAUGACGAGGAGACUUCGUGAGCAUUGUUGGUGGCCGGGCAUAGACCAGGAGGCAGUCAGAGUCUGUGAAAGGUGCCAGGGGUGCCAACUAGUACAAUCUUCAGACCGUCCCGAACCGAUGAUGCGUCGGGCACUUCCGGAAAAACCUUGGAUCGAUAUCGCACUAGAUUUCCUAGGCCCACUGCCAUCAGGAGAGUAUUUACUGGUGGUGAUCGAUUAUUACAGCCGAUACCUCGGGAUCGAAAUUAUGGUUAGAAUCACUGCGUCGGAAACAAUAAAACGCCUCAAACGGAUUUUUCGAACAUGGGGUCGACCGAGGACGAUAACACUUGAUAACGCCAAGCAGUUUAUCUCAACGGAGUUUAAAGAAUACUGUAGAAGCAACGGCAUUCAUCUUAACCAUACUUCGCCGUAUUGGCCACAAGCAAACGGCGAAGUCGAAAGACAAAACCGGACCCUUCUUAAACGUAUGAAAAUUGCUCACGCUAUUCACGACGAUUGGAAGGCGGAACUCGAUCAUUUUUUGGAGUUGUACAACAACACUUCCCACACUAUUACCGGGAAAGCCCCUAGCGAAUUACUACAGGGAAGAAAACUACGCUCUAAAUUGCCUCAAAUUGAAGAUUUGGAAACCGAACCACCAUGCUCUGAUUUCAGGGAUCAGGAUUUGGUCAAGAAAACUUCCCAAAAAGAGAGAGAGGAUGCUAAGCGUCGUGCUCGAUCAAGUAGUAUUACCGCUGGUGAUAUUGUUUUGAUGAAAAAUCUGGUUCCUUCCAACAAGCUAUCUACUAAUUUCCUUAAGGAGAAAUUCACAGUGUUAGAUAGGAACGGAUCUAACGUGACCAUACAAUCCAAUGAUUCCGAAAGGCAAUACGAGAGGAACGUGGCACAUCUCAAGAAAUGGCGGGAAGCAUCUGAUACUGAAAAUGACGAACCGGUAGCCGAAUCAUCAGCCAAACCAACUGCCGAAGCGACAGCCGAGCCAACACUUGAUAGUCUAAACAGUCGCCAAUUUCCAGAAGCACCUGAUCGUCCGAGUUCUUCAAUACACCCGAGUGACCCAGAGUCUGUUGCCGCCAGACGCUUCAGACGCACCAUCAAACCGCCAAUCAGAUUCAAUUCUUAAAAUCAAGUAUAGUAGUUCAUAAGAAUAGGUAAAAAUUGAAAUCAUCUUCAAUAAAUAAGUUAUCUUAAAUUGGUAAAAAAAGGGAUGUGAUAGACGAGUCUCACUAACACUAAUACGGUUCUCUCGAAAGCGCUACCUUUCGUCAACCGAGUCAGUCAUCUCUAGUCCCUACCGCUGGAAGCAUUAUACUUCGCGUGUUAGUUUUACUGUGAUCUAUUAAACGUUCUCACACCAUGUUUCAAGGGCUAACAUCUCAACAUAUGUAAAAACGAGAUAGCAUAUCACCGCUUCACAUGAGUUCAUUGUCAUUCACUGUUACUCGGUAUAGGGAUGCCAAAGGAUCGAUAAAAUUGAAUUACCUAAAAAUGCUUAAGAACGCACUUGGAAUCCAGAAAAAAUAAAGAAAAUGAUCUUAAAUUUGGCUCGAAUUAACUAAGUUAAUAUAACGAAAGGAAGAAGCCAAAAAGAAAAUAAUUACAAUUCAGCCUAAAAAGGCAGAGCAAAAUUUAUUCCAAAUAUAACUAAAAGUGGUUCCAUACAUGGAUGAAAUUAAUUUUAAAUUUAGCUUACAGCUUAGUUGAAAGUGCCGCAAAGCAAAUCAUUUCAAAUUAUCAUGGAAAACGUAAGAGUACCUCUGCUAACAAAUAAAAAAAAAGAAAUUCUAGAGGGGUUCCCAACAUGUCUGAAGAACUUCUCCAAAAAAGAAGAGGUCACGAAUAAAAUGGUUCCAAAUAAACCUAAAAUAUAGCUGAUAAUGACCCUAAAGCCAGAAAAUCUGUAGAAUUUUUAGUAUAAGUCAAUGUAUUUUAUUUUGCAGAUUACAAUUUUUUGGAAAAAAUAUUCCCACGUGGAUAUUAUCACUAACCCCUCUCCCCCUCCCUUGGACAAGCGUUGACAUUUACAACCAGUUCCCCUCCAAAUUAUCAAUUUUGAGCAAACAUCAGUUACGUAACUGUUUCAACUAAAAAGAGUUAAAAGUUUGCUCAUCAUAACACGUAAAAGGUGGGUGAACGCUAAAACUCUAUAGAUUCGUGAUAGAAGAACUCUUUUGACAGCUAGAAGAACUCUUUUUUUAUGUCAGUCAUGCGACU